This is a messenger RNA of Dentiscutata erythropus, 345 nucleotides long. The record is from the annotation of a GenBank genome assembly. Lineage: Eukaryota; Fungi; Glomeromycota; Glomeromycetes; Diversisporales; Gigasporaceae.
AUGUCUCCAACAUCUUCUGAAGAGGAAAGCUCAAUGCUCGAAGAAUCAAGCAUUUACAAUUCACACGGGAUAGAGAAAGAAAAACAGAAUGAAAUAAGUGUAGAGCACUCAGCGAAUAUUGUUUCUGAUGAUAGUGAUUCCAAAGUAAUCAGUCCAGAUAAUUCGUCCAAAGCUAAUGACUAUGAUGAUCUCAUGCCUUCAUUAAUGGAGAAAGGAACUAAUAAAGUUCAGACAGACUAUGAUAGUAAUUGUAGCCACGACAAUGAUUAUGAAGAAGACGUAUCAUUUUCAGAUAAUGAUAAGAUAAAUGAUAUAGACACGAUGGUUUCUGAUGACAAAGAAGAU